AUGCCUCCUAACAAUAUGUCUCCGGAAUCCGAACCACCCAUUGAGAACGAUGGCCACGAAUCUCGAACAGACGAUUUCAUUGUCUACGAUAUCAAUGUCCCUUACAUCGGGCUUACUGAAGAAACCAACAGGACCACAAACUAUCCCCAGUAUAUGCCUUCAUGGGAUCCUAUCUGGUUCGAUCCGUUACCGCCUUUCGAAUUUCACGACCCUGCCCUAAGAGCCAAAAAUCCGUCUAUGCCUAAUCUUCUGUCGCCGUCGGCCCAGAUUACACACAUACAACCAGGAUUCGGUAGUAUAGUCCACGGGGUGCAGCUGAACAAGCUGUCUGAUGCCGGAAAAGACGAGCUAGCAUUGCUCAUAUCGCAAAGAAAGGUAGUUGCAUUUCCAGAUCAGGAUAUGAUCGACGACGGACCCGCAUUCCAACAAGAAUUCAUGAAAUAUUUUGGAAAACCAAACUAUCAGCCUGUUUCGGGAACGAUACCUGGAUUUCCGGGUUUCCACAUUAUUCACCGGAGUGGAAAUGUGGAGGAGAUCACAAACUUUUUAGAGAGGAAGUCAACAACGACGCUAUGGCAUCAAGACGUUAGCUACGAGCGCCAGCCUCCUGGAUAUGUAAUGCUUGGUUUACUCCAGGGCCCGGAAGUAGGCGGUGAUACUGUAUUUGCGGAUACGGCGGCAGCAUACAAGCUUAUCUCUCCGGUCUUACGGUCAUUUUUGGAUGGUUUAUUUGCCACUCACUCCUCGAGUAACAUGAUCGCUCAUACACGACGGGCGGGGGGACUUGUCCGGAAAGAUCCUGUUGACAAUGUCCACCCUCUUGUUCGUAUCCACCCAGUCACAGGUGAAAAAUGCUUGUUUGUAAAUGGAGAAUUCAUCACAAGAAUUCAUGGACUCAAGGACGCGGAAGCGAAAGUUCUCCUCGACUUCCUUCUCCAGCACAUCAUUACUGGUCAUGAUUUCCAAGCCAGAGUCAAGUGGAAGCCUAAAACAAUUGUACUAUUUGAUAACCGCAGUACACUCCACACUGCUGUCGUCGACUAUGUUAGCGAAGAUAGUGGUGCCGCUGCUAGACAUAUAUUCCGUCUCUGUGCCAUGGCAGAGAAACCCAUUCCAGUUCAAAAGUCAAAAUGA
Molecule: messenger RNA, 1134 nt
Organism: Psilocybe cubensis
Lineage: Eukaryota; Fungi; Basidiomycota; Agaricomycetes; Agaricales; Agrocybaceae
Exons: 3
Coding region: 1-1134 (377 amino acids)
Cellular component (GO): cytoplasm
Molecular function (GO): 2-oxoglutarate-dependent dioxygenase activity
Source: RefSeq, a predicted model, not a curated record